GUAUCUCCGCGACUGCAGCCCCGGGAGGGUGAGGGCAUACAGUCCGCCUUCGUGUUGCAUUGAUGCGGCUGUGAGAGUGAGGGAGGCUCCGCGGGGCGGCUGCACAUCGACAUGUACCCGGGUAGGAAGCGGAGGAAACCGGUGCAGAGGACAGUGAAGCCAGUGUUGGCCGAUGGGGUCAAAUCCAAUCCUUCCAAGAGGCACCGCGACAGGUUAAACUGUGAACUGGAUCGCCUGGCUGGCCUGCUACCUUUCACCGAAGACGUGACCUCGAGCUUGGAUAAACUCUCCAUCCUCCGUCUCAGUGUCAGCUACAUGCGAUCCAAAACUUUCUUCCGGGUUGCCUUGAAGAACCACAGCUGUAACAAGAUCGCCGAUGGAAGCGGUAACCAUGGCAACAGGAAAGUGUUGGGAUUGGCGGACGGUGUCCUGCCAGAGGGAGAGCUUUUAUUACAGGCUCUGAAUGGGUUUGUCCUGGUCAUCACAGCAGACGGACUUAUUUUCUAUGUUUCCCAUACAAUUCAGGAUUAUCUGGGCUUUCACCAGACUGAUGUCAUGCACCAAAGUGUGUAUGAGCUGAUUCAUACAGAAGACCAGCAGGAAAUACGCCGAAAUCUCCACUGGGCAUUGAACCCUCCCAGCAUCAGCAAAGCAGGGGAUGCUCUAACAGGUGAGAAAGCUACCUCAACAGCUGUAAUUUGCUACAACCCUGAACAAUUACCACCAGAACACACGUCAUUUCUCGAGAGAAAUUUUGUCUGUAGGUUUCGCUGUUUGUUGGAUAAUUCAUCUGGUUUCUUGGCUCUGAACUUUCAGGGCCGGCUGAAGUUCCUACACGGGCAGAACAAGAAAGCGGAGGAUGGUACUCCUAUCCCCCCUCAGCUGGCUCUGUUCGCCGUGGCAACACCUCUCCAGCCUCCGUCCAUCCUGGAGAUUCGGACCAGGAACAUGAUCUUCAGGACCAAGCACAAGCUAGACUUCACACCACUCGCCUGCGAUGCCAAGGGGAAGAUUGUUCUCGGAUAUACGGAGGCUGAGCUCCGGGCUCGAGGAACUGGAUACCAGUUUAUUCACGCGGCAGAUAUGCUUCACUGUGCAGAAAAUCAUGUCCGGAUGAUUAAAACAGGAGAGAGUGGCCUGACCGUCUUCCGACUGCUCACUAAGGACAACCGAUGGGCCUGGGUUCAAGCAAAUGCGAGGCUGGUGUACAAAAAUGGGAGGCCAGAUUAUAUCAUCGCGACACAGAGGCCCCUGGUAGAUGAAGAAGGAGGGGAGGAGCUCCGGAAACGCUCCCUCCACCUACCGUUCACCUUCGCCACGGGAGAGGCGCUGCUCUACCAGGCUGCCUGCUCCGUCCCGGGUGAGCCCUCUGACCCUGGGGUUGCCAAAGGGAGAGGCGGCAGGGGCAGGAGGGACUCCACUGGCAGGUCCAAGAAGGGGCAGAGGAACGUGGACCCCAGCUCCCUUCUGGGCGCCAUGAUGUGCCAGGAUGAGUCCGUGUACGUCUGCCAUCCUGCGCCAGAUCCCAGGCACCCCCAGGGCAGCGAGCCCAUCGGCACAGCUGGAGGCGACUGGCAGUGGCUUGCGGGUGACGCCGGCGAGGUGAGCCAGCAGGGGGUUAACGCCGGGCACCUCGACCCCCUGCUGUCCACGUUGGACUUCCUCGAGCCGCCUGGUGAGGACGGUUGUCUGAACAACGAGUUGUUCAACGCAUUGGCAAACCUCGGGCUUGGCGCAGACGAGCUGCAGCUCCUCCUGUUCGACGAGAAGACGGUGACGUUGGACACGGAUCCGGGACACAUCCCGCCGCUGAGCGACGCCUGGACAAACGGGGAAAUUCUGUCCUACGUCCACCACUCGAUUGUGAGUAAGAACGACCAGGAGCUGCCCGGAGCCCAGCGACCCUUCCCGACUCCUGGCUUUUCCCAGGCUGCGCCCGCAAACCCUUUGACAUAUUCGCGCAAAGCCCUUGGCGACGAGGCCCCGUAUCCCCCCCAGCAUUUCCAUCGACAACAGCACUCCCUCCAAUCCAAUAACCCCCCGAUAACGCAGCAGCAAGACCUCCUGCUGCUGACCCACCAGAGCGACCAGGCCUUGGCUCAGUGUUUCGCAGCCAGUGACGGGCAGCCUCAGGUGAGCCAGGAGGGACCCAGCCGUCAGCAGCUGAAGGGGCAUCUGCACACGCAUCCAAAACCCCACCAACAGCUGCCCUUGCUCUCCCAUAGCCCGGCUAACACCCAGUUGUUGGAUUACCAUCGCCAGUCGGCAGUUGAUCAACCAGUGGAGGACAAACUGGACCAUAUUCUUGGUUACGGUCAGGGCCUGACUUCCUAUCAGCAGCUGCUGUCUACGUGUCCAAGUGGGAUCACUCCCAGCACAGAUUCCCACGUGACUGGGGCACCUUGUAUGGAGUUCACGAUGAAUGACGGAACAGGCGACGAUGGCCAUUACCAUAGCUUCCUUGCCACAUCGUCCACAUAUAGUACCUUCCCAGAGAAGCCGCAGGCUCAGGAGAUACCUCUCUGCCAGUAUCAGCCACUAAAUCCUUCCAGCAACCCAUUCGUGGACCUGUGUCCAGAGCAACACACGCUCACAGUGGAUCCUUAUGGAUGUUUCCCAGCUUCUAGACCUCAGGACAAUCCCCACAAGGUGGACAGCAGCUGCCAUUUGGACAGUGGAGAGCUGGCAUUUGGUUGCGACCAUCCCAAUGGGAGUACAGUGCCCUCAGACAGACUGCAACCCGGUAUGGGCAUUCAUCAAAACCCCUCUGCAGCUGGCUAUUACCUUCAGGGACACCCAACUGGGAGGUCAGCUCAAGAUUAGCACCAGGACACAGAUUCGCAACAAGAUGGAGGCUUUCCUGUUUAAGACAAGGCAUGUUCACUUUUUGAAACAAUGCCUGCUUGGUCUUCUCA
Messenger RNA from Hemiscyllium ocellatum (epaulette shark), 2915 nucleotides. It is a transcript of the gene ahr1b, whose product is annotated as aryl hydrocarbon receptor 1b. The record is from RefSeq and is a predicted model, not a curated record. The transcript has 11 exons. Lineage: Eukaryota; Metazoa; Chordata; Chondrichthyes; Orectolobiformes; Hemiscylliidae. Gene Ontology annotation, molecular function: nuclear receptor activity; transcription cis-regulatory region binding; protein dimerization activity. Bases 112 to 2823 code for a protein of 903 amino acids. Gene Ontology annotation, cellular component: aryl hydrocarbon receptor complex; nucleus. Gene Ontology annotation, biological process: regulation of transcription by RNA polymerase II.